Messenger RNA from Rotaria sp. Silwood2, 651 nucleotides. NCBI's taxonomy places the organism in Eukaryota, Metazoa, Rotifera, Eurotatoria, Philodinida, Philodinidae. The record is from the annotation of a GenBank genome assembly.
AUGGAAAUGAAAGGAAACCAUGCCACAACUAGGAACAAAGCUAUUCUUUCUCGAUAUUUGGCAUUACCACAGCCGGACAAUAAGGUCAUGACUACUUACAUUUGGAUUGAUGGUAGUGGAGAGAAUCUUCGAGAUAAUAUAUUAUUAUGUGUUGAAGCAAUAAAAGCUGCACAUGAUCAACAUCCAUGGUUUGGUCUUGAACAAGAAUAUACACUUUUAGAUCGUGAUCGAUGGCCAUUUGGAUGGUCAAAAGAUGGAUUUCUACAUCCACAAGGUCCAUAUUAUUGUGGUGUUGGUGCAACUCAAGCACUCGGUCGUGAUGUUGUUGAAGCACAUUAUAAAGCAUGUUUAUAUUCUGGUAUUAGUAUUUGUGGUACUAAUGCUAAAGUAAGGCCUGCUCAAUGGGAAUAUCAAGUUGGUCCAUAUGAAGGUACUAAUGCUGGUGAUCAACUUUGGAUACACAUCAAUCAAUUUAAAGCUGGUAUGGCAAAUUGUGGUGCAUCAAUUCGAAUACCUCGUCAAGUUGGCGAAGACAAAUGUGGUUAUUUAGAAGAUCGUCGUCCAGCAUCGAAUUGUGAUCCAUAUGCUGUUACAGAUAUUAUUAUUCGUACUGUAUGUCUUGAUGAAAAAGAUCCUGAAGCAGUAAAUUAA